Molecule: messenger RNA, 243 nt
Organism: Protopolystoma xenopodis
Lineage: Eukaryota; Metazoa; Platyhelminthes; Monogenea; Polystomatidea; Polystomatidae
Source: the annotation of a GenBank genome assembly
AUGUUAGCAUGCUAUCAUGUAGGAAUCUACAGCGGGGUCAAUCAAAUCGGUGAAGGCAGCGGGGAAACACCUGAAGUCGCAGAGCAAGAGGCCGCUUGUCAUGCAGUGCGGCGCCUCUUUGGCAUUGACGAGGACCGCCCUCCUUUGCCUCUGACUGGGCCUUUCACACCGCUCCCCCUUUCUGCAAACUUGCCUAACCCCUCUAUUAUUACCUAUUUCGAGGCUACUACCAGCAGGCCGUAG